This is a messenger RNA of Arvicola amphibius (Eurasian water vole), 5714 nucleotides long. It is a transcript of the gene Map4, whose product is annotated as microtubule associated protein 4. NCBI's taxonomy places the organism in Eukaryota, Metazoa, Chordata, Mammalia, Rodentia, Cricetidae. Gene Ontology annotation, molecular function: microtubule binding. The record is from RefSeq and is a predicted model, not a curated record. Gene Ontology annotation, biological process: microtubule cytoskeleton organization; neuron projection development. Bases 141 to 3509 code for a protein of 1122 amino acids. Gene Ontology annotation, cellular component: neuron projection. The transcript has 19 exons.
AAGCGGCCACCUCCCUGCGCCCCGCCCCUCCGGCUUGCUCUGUGGCUACUGCGGCUCCUCCCGGCUGCUCCCGACUCCUCUCUGCCCUCUCCCGGCUUCCUGCGGCUCCGGCUUGGGCUUGGCGGCGGCGGUGGUGCAGAAUGGCAGACCUCAGUCUUGUAGAUGCAUUGACAGAGCCACCCCCAGAGAUAGAGGGAGAGAUAAAGCGAGACUUCAUUGCCACAUUGGAGGCGGAGCCCUAUGACGACACUGUGGGAGAAACUGUGGAGAAGACAGAGUAUAUUCCUCUUAUGGAUGGUGAUGAGAAAGCUGGGAACCCAGAGUCCAAAAAGAAACCAUGCUCAGACACUAGCCAGGUUGAAGGUAUUUCAUCUUCUAAACCAACACUUCUAGCCAAUGGUGAUCAUGGGAUGGAAGGGAAUAACACUACAGGGUCUCCUACUGACUUCCUUGAAGAGAAAAUGGCCUACCAGGAAUAUCAGAACAGCCAGAACUGGCCACAAGAUGCAAGCUUUUGUCCCCAGCCCCAGCAAGUGUUAGGUACUCACCAGGCUGAUCCCUUUAAGGUGCACCAUGAUGGUGACUUGGCAGAUCUGCUCUUUGUCUCCAGUGGGCCCACAAAUGCUUCAGCAUUUAUAGAGCAAAAUGAUCCUCUGGAAGACAGUUAUGGUAUGCUUCCCGGUGACUCAUUUGCUCCCACGGCUGUUGUAUCUCAGGAGUGGUCUGUGGAAGCCUCAAACUCUCCACACUCAGAGUCCUUCGUUUCUCCAGAAGUUAUUAUAGAAAGCCUUCAGCCUGCAGCAGAGCUAUCCAAGGAAAUAGAAGUGGAAUCAGGAAAAGAGCAGCUGCCAGCUGAAGCACUGGAAAUGAUGGCAGAAGAGAAGAUCACUGAUGUGGUGCCAUCUAGAGAAGCAGAGGUAUCUCCAUCCACAGACACGACACCAGGCACAGAAACAGAAGUGACAUUUUCUAAAGACCCAGAAGAGACCAUCAAACCAGAUGUGAUACUAUCAGAUGUUACACAGCCAUCCAUUGAAUCAGAUAUAUUCCUGGCUGAGGACAUGGAACUGCAUGUAGAAACAGAGGUGACCCCAAUUAAGGGGCCGACAGAAGCAGAUGUAUCUUUGACCAAGGAUGUGGCACCUCCUACAGAAACUGAAAUGGUCCCAGGCAAGGAUGUCACACUGCCCAAAGAAACAGAGAUGGCACUUCCAAUAAAAAUGGACUUGGUACCAUCUGAGGAUGUGGUUCUUCCCAAAGAAACAGAGCUAGCACCAGUCAAGGGCAUGGUUCCACCCUCAGAAAUAGAGAUGGCACUGGCAAAGGAUGCUGUGUCUUCUGUAGAAAUGCCUUCGGCUGAGGAGAUGGACCUGGCCUCAGAAACAGAGGUGGGCCUUGCAAGGGACUUGGCACUGCCCUCAGACACCCUGAUGAUCUUGACAAAGGAUGUAACCUUGCCCUUAGAAACGGAGGGAUCUCUGGUUAAAGGCAUGACUCCAUCUCUGGAAACUGAAAUAACCGUGAAUAAGGAUAUAGCUCCACCUCCUGAAACAAAAUUGGACAUGGUCAGAGAUAUGGCUCCAUUCCCAGAAUCAGAAGUGUCUCUGGGAAAGGAAGUGGGUAUAUUUCCAGAAACAAAGGUGACUGAGUUCAACAAUGUGACCCCACUUUCAGAAAAAGAGAUGGCCUUAGUCAAGGACAUGUCUCUACCUCCAGAAACAGAGGCUCCCCUGGUUGAGGAUGCCAUUUGGCCUUCGGGAACCCAGAUGACCUUGGACAACAGUGUGACUCCAGCCAAGGAUGUUACACUACCCUCGGAAACAGAAGUAGCAACAGUUCAAAUUAAAGACAAGGAAAAUGCACAGACCCAAGAAGAACCAAAUGAAGACUCCCAGUUAGAAUCUGUCCAGCACAAGGGGCAGUCAGUAGCACCUCCUUGUAUGAUUCUACCAGAACCAGUCAAAGCUGCAGACCAAAACUCAACCUUGCCAAUAGAUGAAGGUUCUCUGUUAGAGGGUUUAGAGCAAAAGGAAACAUCUGGCCGCCAGCCUUGUGAACUUCCUUCAGGAAUAGCCAGGCAAGAAGAAGAAAAGCCUGCUGUGGGUGUGACAGGAAAUGACAUCUCUUCCCCACCAAACAAGGAACUCCCACCAAGCCCAGAAAAGAAAGCAAAGCCUUUGGCCACCACUCAGCCUGCCAAGACUUCAACAUCGAAAGUCAAAACACAGUCCACUUCUCUCCCUAAGCAACCAGCUCCCACCACUUCUGGUGGGUUGAAUAAAAAACCCAUGAGCCUCGCUUCAGGCUCAGUGCCAGCUGCCCCAUCCAAACGCCCUGCUGCUGCCACUGCUACUGCCAGGCCUUCCACCCUACCUGCAAGAGACGUGAAACCAAAGCCAGUUACAGAGGCUAAGACUCCUGAAAAGCGGACCUCACCCUCCAAACCUGCAUCCACCCCAGCCCUCAGACCUGGACCUAAAACCACCCCAACUGUCCCUAAAGCCACAUCUCCCUCAACUGGGCCAAGCAGUAGAAGUCCUGCUACGCCUUUGCCGAAGAGGCCUACCUCCACUAAGACUGAGGGAAAACCUGCUGAUGUCAGAAGGAUGACUGCUAAGUCUGUGCCAGCCGACUUGAGUCGUUCAAAGACCACCUCUACCAAUUCUGUGAAGAGGAACACCACUCCCACUGGGGCAGCACCCCCAGCAGGGAUGACUUCUGCUCGAGUCAAGCCCACAUCUGCACCUGCCCGGCCUUCUGUGGACAAGAAGCUUACCUUAGCUAAGCCUAGUUCCUCUGCACCCAGGCUGAGCCGCCUGGCUACCACUGCCUCUGCCCCUGAUCUGAAGAAUGUUCGCUCCAAGAUUGGCUCUACAGAAAAUAUCAAGCACCAGCCUGGAGGAGGCCGGGCCAAAAUAGAGAAAAAAACAGAGGCAGCUGCCACAGCUGGAAAGCCUGAACCUAAUGCAGUCACUAAAGCAGCUGGCUCCAUUGUGAGUGCACAGAGACCGCCUGCUGGGAAAGUCCAGAUAGUCUCCAAAAAAGUGAGCUACAGCCAUAUUCAAUCCAAGUGUGGUUCCAAGGACAAUAUUAAGCAUGUCCCUGGAGGUGGCAAUGUUCAAAUUCAAAACAAGAAAGUGGACAUCUCCAAGGUCUCCUCCAAGUGUGGGUCCAAAGCAAACAUCAAGCACAAGCCUGGUGGAGGAGAUGUCAAAAUUGAAAGUCAGAAGUUGAACUUCAAGGAGAAGGCCCAGGCCAAAGUGGGAUCCCUUGAUAACGUGGGCCACCUGCCUGCGGGAGGUGCCGUGAAGACUGAGGGCGGUGGCAGUGAGGCUCCUCCGUGUCCGGGCCCCCCUGCUGGGGAGGAGCCCGACGUCCUUGAGGCUGCGCCUGAUGCUGGCGCCCCUACUUCAGCCAGUGGCCUCAGUGGCCACACCACCCUGUCAGGGGGUGGUGACCAAAGGGAGCCCCAGACCUUGGACAGCCAGAUCCAGGAGACAAGCAUCUAAUGAUGACAUUCUGGUCUCGUCUUCCAUCUCCCCUGUGUUCCCUUUCCUGUCUUCCCCUUGUUGCCCUCCCCCAUCCCUCCUCACGUGUCACUGCAGAUUGAGACCUACAGGCUGACGUUCCGGGCAAAUGCCAGGGCCCGCACCGACCAUGGGGCUGACAUUGUCUCCCGGCCUCCCCACUUCCCUGGCUGCCCAAGCUUGGGGUCCCGGGCCCUGGGCUCCCUUUCCCGGGCUGUCUACUAGACUUGUAAGCUCUUGGGUGCUGGGCAGCCCUUUAGGCCUCUUUCCCUCUGCCUAGCUUGCUCAAGGCAGCAGCAGCCGCCCCCCACCCCUGCCUUCACUGCUUUCGCCGUCUUCUGGGCCCAGCUCCAACUUUACUAUAUCCCACCACUGCUCCGUGGAGAACAUUGGGAGGGGAUGGGAGUCUAAUGGAAUCUCUGUGGGAUGUAGGAGUGGGGUGCUGGAUUCCAAGAAUCUGACAAACCCUCCCUCUCUUCCCUGGCUCAACCUGGGGGACUAGUAUAGAUGAGCUCCAGGAGGUAACCAGCACUGAUCCAGUUCCCUGGAACCUAAACCACUGCCUCUCUUUUACCCCAUGGUGGAAUAGCACCCUGUAGGUGGUACCAGGCCCUUGUUUAUUCCCGUCUCAAGUUAGUCAGGGGUUGGUUGCCCCUUGUUUCUACCGCUUAUCAUACCUAAAUAGCUGCUGGCUCACUUUUCUUUAUUAUUUUUCCCCUCCCAAUAACCUAUGAACUGGUGGUGUAGUUUGCAGGUUGAAGCCAUGUCUAAAUGAGAGUUCUCAGUAGGUGAUGAGGGAAGCAGGGGAGAGGCUCAGAGUCUCCACUAAGGAGGCUGUCGGGCAUUGGGGCUGCCUAUCUGGGCAGCGUGGGGCCCUGUAGGAAGAAAGUGAGAAACAGGGCUACUGCCUAGUGAGCAGUCAGACAGCUGGGGCGGACAGUGCGACUGGUUUGCUGGCAUUGUGUGUAUGCUGCUUUUUUUCUUCUAACCAAGAGGCUGGUUUUGGCAUCUGUCGCAUUCCCUGGGAUCCAGUGGUCAACGUGUGAUACAAAACCAGGGCUGGAGAAGGAGAAAUGAAGGUCAAAAUCCCUGAUCUGCACCUGCAGGCCAGGGCACCCAAACCCUCAUAUCCAGGGGAGCCUGAGAUGUCCAGAAUGCAUGUGAACAGUGGGGAAUCAGGUGUGGAGAUUUUAAAACUUAAAUGCAUGAGACUGAGGCCAUCCCACUUCUCUUGUGGUGUGACUGGAGAGAGGAGCAGGAGAGGCCAGGCCUAUCGUGGUGGUGCAGCUGUCCCCGCGUGGUCUGUUCAUGGGAGGGAUGAUUGUAAUGCUGAGAAAAUCCUGGGAAUUUUAUCAACACAAGAUUCUUAUUGCACUUGUAUUUUUUGUAUUAAAGUUUGCAUGGUUUCUAAUAAAGGAUUCAAACCUAAGUUUGUAGUGAAAUGGCCUGGGAGUGUUUAAGGACUCCUCUCGUGGGGCAUUUUCUGCUGCGCAGAUUUGCCUUUCAGGAGGCUGACCCAGAUCCGACCCUCUUGGCCCUCCUCUCCACACGGCAUCCACCUCUGCUCUGGGUACAGCCUGAACAGGUACAGUCUGUAUUAUGUCUCUGCUAAGGAAGUCAUCCCUGGGCCUGAAGUUCCUCUCCAUUUUUGAGGCAGCAGUUUCUUUUCAGAAAUCUUGACAUCAAAUCCCUGGCUCUCCAUACUCACACACAAUGAAUUGCUGGGGCCUGAGUCAGGGAAUGGCUUUCUGUAGAAAGCUGCAUGGAGCCUUCAGGAUCAGUAUGGUUUUGGUGUUUUUUGUUUUGUUUUUUUCCCCUCUUUUCCAGCAAGGGGCAAUAUGGAACUGGGAAGAAGGAAAUAGUGGGGGCCAGGGUGCUGAUAGCUGAGGGCAUAAAGGUACUUGCUACCCUUCUUGAUCCUGGGGCUUUGAGGAUGCUGAAAUUAGAGAAAGGAAGGGUGGCCCAAGCUCUCUAGGUAGACUAUUACGAGGUCCAGCUCCCUGGACUGGUCCCACUAGUCAGAGAGAACCUCAGAAGGCUGAUCUGGCAGUGGGACUGUGGAUGUGACGUGUAUACAACGACUGGGGAUGAGAUCUUUCUGUACUCUUAGUUUGCUCAUGGCUUAUUAGCCAUUCCAUGUCUGUAACUGUUGUACUGAUUUAAAUAAUAAAGCUGCCUGACAUCCCA